Messenger RNA from Fusarium proliferatum ET1, 1737 nucleotides. RefSeq names its product putative low-affinity hexose transporter HXT3. The record is from RefSeq and is a predicted model, not a curated record. Gene Ontology annotation, biological process: carbohydrate transport; transmembrane transport. Gene Ontology annotation, molecular function: carbohydrate:proton symporter activity. Bases 1 to 1737 code for a protein of 578 amino acids. The transcript is spliced from 3 exons. Gene Ontology annotation, cellular component: plasma membrane. Lineage: Eukaryota; Fungi; Ascomycota; Sordariomycetes; Hypocreales; Nectriaceae.
AUGGCGCCGUCCUUCCUCACUGUUCAUUUCGAUGACCAGAAUCCAAACUCUGAAAAGGGCAAAGAGGCUGGUGCGAGGAGAUCUCUCGCUGGCCUUGAUUACUCACCUUUGCCUCGCAUCACGCCCCGAUCUUUCCUCCUAGCUACCUUUGUCUCCAUGGGCGGUCUUCUCUUCGGUUAUGACACAGGUCAAAUCUCAGGCUUCCUCGAGAUGCCAGACUUUCUCGAUCGUUUCGCCCAGACAAACAGCAAGGGAGAAAAAGCAUUCAGCACCGUCCGCUCAGGCCUCAUCGUAGCGCUUCUCUCAAUCGGUACGCUCAUGGGCGCACUAAUCGCAGCGCCUGUGGCCGACCGCAUUGGAAGAAAGUACAGUAUCUCCGGCUGGACGUGGAUUAUUGCUAUUGGCUUCAUCAUCCAGAUUUCCUCAGACCGGGAUUGGGUGCAGAUCAUGAUGGGCCGAUGGGUCGCUGGUCUCGGAGUCGGCGCUUUGUCUCUGCUCGUUCCCAUGUUCCAGGGCGAGACUGCACCACCGUGGAUUCGAGGUGCAAUGGUUUGUUGUUAUCAGCUCUUUAUUACGAUGGGUAUUUUCUUGGCUGCGUGCUUCAACUACGGCACUGUAACGCACCAUCCCGACAGCUCAGCAUCCUGGCGCAUCGUCAUCGGCGUCGGCUGGGUCUUCACUCUCGUUCUCGGCAUUGGAAUUCUGUUUCUGCCCGACACGCCCCGUUUUGACUAUCGCAAUGGCAAGGUUGAUCGCGCGCGCGAAACCCUCUGCAAGGUCUACGGCGCGACACCAAAUCACUGGGCGAUCCAUACUCAAAUGGAAGAGAUCGAGUCCAAGCUCCGCGCCGAGAGUCACGUCAAGCAGAACCCCGUUCAAGAAUUCGUCGGCAUGUUUAAAGCGCCGCGCAUGGCUUAUCGUAUUUUCAUCGGAAUGUCGCUUCAGAUGUUUCAGCAGCUCACUGGUGCGAAUUACUUCUUUUACUACGGCACUACCAUCUUUCAGUCUGUGUCUAUCAACAGCUACAAGACGCAGAUUAUUCUGAACACGAUUAACUUCCUGGUUACGUUUAUUGGAUUGUAUAUCGUUGAGCACUACGGUCGACGCAAGUCGCUUAUUGCGGGAAGUACUUGGAUGUUCAUCUGCUUCCUUAUCUUUGCAUCUGUUGGUCAUUUCUCACUCGAUCGCAAUGAUCCCACCAAGACGCAGGGCGCAGGUAUUGCUAUGAUCGUCUUUGCUUGUCUCUUCAUUCUGGGCUUUGCUACGACUUGGGGUCCUAUGAUUUGGACUAUCAUGGCUGAGAUCUUCCCCUCGCGAUAUCGUGCCAAGGGCAUGGCUCUCUCAACUGCUAGCAAUUGGCUUUGGAACUUCCUCCUCGCUUUCUUCACGCCUUUUAUCACGAAGGACAUUGACUUCCGCUAUGGAUACGUCUUCGCGGGAUGUAAUGUCCUCGGAGGUCUGCUCGUCUACUUCUUCGUCAUUGAAGGACAGGGACGUACGCUCGAGGAGAUUGACACCAUGUAUCUUGAAAAGGUGAACCCUAUUAAGAGUGCCAAGUGGGUUCCUCCUCCUCCUGAGGAGAUGUCGAGGAUCAGGAAGCAGGCUGGUACAGACCUCGAGACUGCUGUUCCUGCGGCGUCUAGUGAUGAUGAGACACUUGCGAGGCCGUCGGGUGUUACUGAUGGUGGAAUGGGACAUCAUAAGGAGGAGCAUGCUGGAACUACGCACCGAGAGUAA